AUGGAAGACCCUGUUAAAAUAGAUAUUUCCAAAAUCGAAUAUAAGCAUUAUGAGGGUGAACAUCACUUAGAAUUAAUAAUAGAUAUGAUUAAAGCCGAGUUGUCAGAGCCAUAUCCAAUAUUCACAUACAGGUAUUUUGUGGACAACUGGCCUGAACUAACUUUCCUGGCAUAUUAUCCUCCCACAGGAGAGUACAUUGGCUGAGCAGUCAGUAAGCUUGAACCAAAGAAAGUCAGAGACCCUAUCAUUCAAAGUGAUACUGAUAGAGAAAAGGAUCAGAUCUUCUGCAAAUCUGGCUAUGUCGCCAUGCUUGCAGUACUUCCAAAGUACAGAGGAAACGGCCUUGGCCGUAUCCUCGUAGAGAAAACAGUACAAGCCAUGGAAGAGCAAGAGGCAGAUGAAGUUGUCCUUGAGACUGAAGUCACUAACAAAGCAGCUCUGCAUUUAUACCAAAGUCUAGGCUUCGUAAGGGAGAAGAGGCUACUAAGUUAUUAUCUGAACGGAAAUGACGCUUUCAAGUUGAUUUUGUUCCUGAAGGAAAUCGAGUAG
Molecule: messenger RNA, 549 nt
Organism: Moneuplotes crassus
Lineage: Eukaryota; Ciliophora; Spirotrichea; Euplotida; Euplotidae
Source: the annotation of a GenBank genome assembly